CCAAAUCCCCUAUGAACUGGGGACGGGUAUGCUCUUUAUGGUUUUGGGGAGUUUGUGUGCGCCAUCUAUAACACGGUUCAUAGGUAAACAAAUCAGACAAUUUCUCUAUCUAUACGGUGACUUAUUUGUGAAGUAAGGUUGAGAAACUGGGCGAAAUGUAUUUAGAAAAUGAUGGCUAGAGGUGUGUCAAUGAAGCCCUAGUGCGUUGCCAAUAUGGCCAAGCGUUGGUAAGGUGCCAUGGAUCCCAAAAGUGAACCAGUGUUCGCCGUUAGAGAAGUGUCAGUGCACUAAUUCCUUCUAGCCAUCGGGUCAGCAAUUAGGCUAGUAUUGUGAUUCAUAUAAAAAUUCAAUAUGGCAUCCAAUAUGACUGAUCAUAGUGGUUUGAAGAGUGAAAAAUCUCGGGGGAGCAGUAAUGUAAUUAAUGUCACAACCAGCGAGACGAUGAGGCUGGAUGGUGUGGGAGACCGGACCAAUCUUCAUAUCCAGCCUGUGGGUGGGGGUACCGGGGGUGGUGGUGGUCAAGGUUACCAGCAAAAGAAGAAAAAUUCUUCCUUCCAGAUCACUAGUAUUACAUCACGAUUAAGUAAUGAUCCCGGCGAUGAUAGUGCCGACGAUACUGAGGAUAUCUCCGACAUGGGAGAUGUCUCUAGGGUUACGGACUACGAUCAAGAAACGCCUAGUUAUUCUGAAGAUUACUCCAAGACCGAAGAAGUGUUUUUUGGGCCUGCGCCUGUGAUACCCACUAGUUCCCAGUAUGGAAUAACGGCACUUGUUCAGCAGACUGGUACUGGGGGCGUUAUGACCGCCAGGUUACCUCAGGGUGUUACGGUUAAUGUCACAGAAGGGGGCAUUGCCCUAGCUAAGGCUGAUGGUGACUCGGAUGAUGUUGAUCAUUGGCAAAAUAGGUUUAAAAUUGUGAAAAUUGAUAGUAAUGAACCUUUUAAACGCGGAAGGUGGAUCUGUUUAGAUUUCAUGGACUCUCCAGCCGUUUCUGCGACUAGUACGCAGAAGAAGGACGAAAGCAUGACUGUGGUUAUUAAUAGUGUUGGGGAAAAGGAUGACCCUGCAGAUCAUCAGCCUCAGACAGUGUUGCAAGUGCCAGUACCAGUAACGCAGCAGAGCCAAACAACUACUCAGAACCAGUCGCAUCCUGCUACGGCCCAAUAUCAAGUGCCACACUCUUCGCAGGCUGCUGUCCCUAUAGCUUCAUCAGCACAGCCAACCCAAGGUAGUGUCCCAUUGCAGCAGUCAUCGCCUCACAUGACAGCUCCAGCGACUACUCAGGGUCCUGGUAAUAUGCAAUACCCUUCUCAAGGUGCCCCUAUGCAAGGUCAACUACAGCCAACCAUGUCGCAGGGAUAUGCGAAUGCAACGCAGGCACCGCAAGCGUCAGUCCAUCCAUCUCCAUCUGCUCAGACGCCUCCACAGGCCCAACCUCCGUUACAGCCUCAGCUCCAACAGCAGCAGCAACAGACAGCACCUUCACUGCAGCAGGCUACAAUUCAGCAGCCACCUGCAUCACAGUCAGGUGUACAGGCUCCUAUGCAAGCCACUAGUAUUCCACAAGGGGGUGUAACACAGGCUACUGUCCAACAGAGUAUGGUACCUUCCAAUUCCCAUGCUCAGCCACAGCAUCAGCAGCCUGUACCAACCCAGUCAACAAUGGCUCAGCCUUCCAUUAAUACUCAAAGUAUUCCACAGCAGGGGAUGGCUACUCAACCAGUUAGUAUUCCACAGAGUGUUGCUCAACCAAGUGUGAUGGGUCAUGCAGGAAUCCCUGCACAGCUCAUCAGCCUAAUGUAA
Macrobrachium nipponense is the source of this 1803-nucleotide messenger RNA. RefSeq names its product protein bunched, class 2/F/G isoform-like. The transcript has a single exon. The record is from RefSeq and is a predicted model, not a curated record. Gene Ontology annotation, biological process: positive regulation of cell population proliferation; negative regulation of apoptotic process. Lineage: Eukaryota; Metazoa; Arthropoda; Malacostraca; Decapoda; Palaemonidae. The coding region runs from base 352 to 1803 and encodes 483 amino acids. Gene Ontology annotation, cellular component: cytosol; nucleus.